Molecule: messenger RNA, 462 nt
Organism: Yarrowia lipolytica CLIB122
Lineage: Eukaryota; Fungi; Ascomycota; Dipodascomycetes; Dipodascales
Source: RefSeq, a predicted model, not a curated record
AUGGCUCCAAGAUACUACUACGUUGCCAUCAUUGUGUGUGUGGUGUUCCUGGUGGUGCUCCUAGCGGUCUACUUCACUCGCCACUUUGUCCAGAAACGACGACUGCGAAAUCAGUCAGCCAGAAGGGACCUGGAAGCCAACCAGAUGGUGCAGCAAUGGCGAGCCGUGCAAGAGCCCCAGCAAACAAGGCCAAAGUACUACAAGGAGCCUCUGACUACCUACAUUUCCACCAGCUCUCAAUCCACCAACCCUUCCACCUGGUCCUACAACUCGGACACCCUGCCUUCUUACUCCCACAGCGACGGGUUCGCUAGACCGUACUACUACUAUCGUCAGGACGAAGGGACCGUUUCGCCGGCUGAAAUGUGCCACAUUUGUCAGAGACAGUUCAACGAUACCGAUGCGGUCAAGCAGGUGUUUGGAGGAUUGGUUCAUCAGCAGUGCUACUCAUUGACGAGCUGA